GGUAGGCGUGUGGUUUUACAGCUUCAAAAACGGACAGAGAGCCCCGGACUUCCUGUUUGCAGCUCGAUCACAGAGCUAGGCUUUUUUGAAGAUCACUCUCUGACAAGAGGAACAACACACAGACUCCUUACCCCCCUUCUCAGCUCUGCAGCCCACUGGGUAAGAUGUUGCGGGCACCUCUCAUCGCUGCCUUUCUGAUGAUCAAUCCCACCUGUGCCGAGGCCAUUGGAGACAUGGGUAUUUGUUACAUCUUGGACGGGAUUCUCAUCCUUUAUGGCAUCAUUUUAACGGUCUUAUACUGCAGGCUGAGGGUGGCUCCAGCCAUAAAAGCGCCUGCCAAAAACUCUCAGAAGAAGCCAGUCGAAGGAGGCAUCUACGCAGGUCUGACCUGUAAGAGCAGCGACACCUACGAGACCAUCAGGACGGACAAGAAGCCCAUCGUGUGAUUGGAGAUGGCUUGAUGCAGAGAAGGUGCUGAGCAGAAAAACUCAGUGUCAAACAUUUUUAAGCUUUAUAUUGUAUAUGAAGUUGUAACAUUCUACAUGUUUGCAUAGAGUAUCUAUACAUUUCCUUUAUUGUCAGUUGUCUUAAUUUUGUGGCUUGCAUUGUGGUUGAUGAUUUUAUUUAACAUGUAACAUUUAACAGAAAUGCUGUGUCCGUCUGUGUUAGCUUCUCUGUUUCACAACUCGUUUUAAACAACUUUCUCAGAAAACAGAAGUCUAAUUUUAUCUCUGUGUUCCAUCAUGUGUUCCCUUUUUCUUCUUGAAGUAACGACGACUAAUUUUAAAGUGUUUUUUGUGACAUUUUUUUUUCUAAAUAAGAUAUUCUUUUGAAAGAGUGGUUCUUGAUUGACACUCAGGACCCAGACAGAAGCAAAAUGCAUAAUUUGAAAGAGUUCCGUGGCCUUAUUAGUCCAUUUUUGUGCCCAAGUGGGAUGUUUGACCCACUAUAAGGUCCUGUCCAACUGAAAACCACUGUUGUUAAUAUCCUAAAAUGAGAAACUGAUGUUUUAUAAUCUAAAUCAAAUCUUUUCAUUUGUCUGCUAAAUUGAAAUGUAUUUCCUGAAGGUAUUGACCAAAUCAUUUUAUAUUUUUAGUUCUAAUAUGGUGAUAACAGCCAGUAAAUCAAAACUGGACGUGUCUGGCAUACUUUAUAAAGAUAAUCCUGUUUUUUUUUUUUGUAUUUAGCUAGAGAAUGUGGACACGUUUCACCAUUAAAAACAUUUGAAACACA
Messenger RNA from Cheilinus undulatus (humphead wrasse), 1233 nucleotides. RefSeq names its product Fc receptor, IgE, high affinity I, gamma polypeptide like (gene fcer1gl). Gene Ontology annotation, molecular function: IgE receptor activity. The coding region runs from base 165 to 446 and encodes 93 amino acids. Gene Ontology annotation, biological process: cell surface receptor signaling pathway. The record is from RefSeq and is a predicted model, not a curated record. The transcript has 5 exons. NCBI's taxonomy places the organism in Eukaryota, Metazoa, Chordata, Actinopteri, Labriformes, Labridae. Gene Ontology annotation, cellular component: Fc-epsilon receptor I complex.